UUUUCAUGUUUGGUGGGGAAUAUCGACAAGUUUAAUCCUCUUCGUACUUUCAUUAUUCUUCUCUUUGGCGGACAGAGAGAGAGAGAGAGAGAGAGAGAGAGUGGGAGAUAGAGAGAGGACGAGAUGCAGCAGCCUCCGUCAAUGCUUCCUAUGAUGCCUUCAUUUCCUCCGACGAACAUCACAACGGAACAGAUUCAAAAGCAGUACCUGGAUGAAAACAAAAAGUUGAUCCUGGCAAUAUUGGACAAUCAAAACCUAGGCAAACUGGCCGAGUGUGCACAGUACCAAGCCCUGCUUCAAAAGAACUUGAUGUAUCUAGCUGCAAUUGCUGAUGCUCAACCACAAACACCAGCUAUGGCUCCUCAGAUGCCGCCACAUCACGCAAUGCAACACGGAGCGCAUUACAUGCAACAUCCUCAGGCAGCAUUGGCUUCACAACCUGGUGUUUUUGCACCAAAAGUCCCGAUGCAGUUCAACCCACAGCAAAUGCAGGAUCAUCAGCAACAGCAACAUCAGUUACACCAACAUCAACAAGCUGUCCAAGGUCAUAUGGCCAUGAGACCUGGAAUCAAUAAUGGGAUGCUGGCCAUGCAAAAUGAGUCAAUUCUUGGGGGUGGCAACGGCGGUGGCCCACCACCCAGUGGGGGCCUAGCAGCAGAAUAUGCACGUGGGAGUGGGGGUGGGGGCAGUGCUUCAAGCGGUCCUCUGGAUGUCCGAGGAAACAAACAUGAUGUCCUAGAGGCUGCUUCUGGUGAUGGACAAGGGAACUCGACUCCUGGACGUGGCAGUGCUGAUGGGGAACCAUCUUACCUGAAAGGAUCAGAAAAUGCCAGCUGAAACGGCUGCAACUGGAUAUCCAUAUGAAUAGCAGCUUUGGAUGUUGAUAGCACAUCAGUGUUUCUUAUACUACAUUAGUACUAGUUUACCUCUGCCGUUGGGAUAUGUUUGACCAAAACAGAUUUCUUGUUUUCCCUUUUAACUGGACAUGUAGGUGUGCAGUGUGCUGUUAAGGGGCAAAUAAGAAUAUGAUGUCUAGAUGGAAGGUUGUCUCUGCUGUUGUUCUGUAUCUAACUAUCUAUUGUUUCUCCAGUCGGGAGUGAAUGCACGGCGCAUUCUGGUCUCUAGUCUGUCUGAUUUAACAUUUAACAGUCCCCGUGCUCCAUCGAUCCCAGACUGCCAGGCAGGGUUCAGUUUUUUAACAUAAUGAAAUUGCUUAGCAAUUUAUUAAGAA
Nelumbo nucifera (sacred lotus) is the source of this 1231-nucleotide messenger RNA. Lineage: Eukaryota; Viridiplantae; Streptophyta; Magnoliopsida; Proteales; Nelumbonaceae. The record is from RefSeq and is a predicted model, not a curated record.